Hydatigera taeniaeformis is the source of this 294-nucleotide messenger RNA. The record is from the annotation of a GenBank genome assembly. NCBI's taxonomy places the organism in Eukaryota, Metazoa, Platyhelminthes, Cestoda, Cyclophyllidea, Taeniidae.
GCCGCACCGUCGACACCACCUUCUCCUCCCCUUUCUGCGCCUCCUGCUGUCCGUCCAUCUGGCUCAGGUGGUCGUCUUUUCAUCUCCCCACUGGCUCGACGUGUCGCUCUUGAGCGCGGCAUCGAUUUGUCCACACUUACUGGUACUGGCAGUGGAGUCGAUGGAUGCUUUGUGCUAGCCGAUUUGGACAAGGUUGUUGUUGGUGCACCAGGCGCUUCCAGCUACACGGAUGUUCCCCUUACUGGAAUGCGUUCGGCUUACCGUUUCCCUUCAUGGGUCUCUGCUGAGGCGUAG